AUGAGCAGGAGGCCGCAGAACCCCAAGUACGACAUCGCCAGCCUGCUUGGCGUCGAUAGCGACCGCGCUCCGAGCGCUGAGGGUCAGCAACUACCAGGACUCGCAUUUGUUCUGCAGCAGGGGGGCUGCACUCCAACAUUCCCAGCUGAAAACGCACAGUCUUCACCCCAGUGCCAUCCGAAUGGAAUGGAGGUGGAGCUGCCGCCAAAGCAGACAAGCGCCACAAAGCGACGAGCGUCCGAGUGCGAGGACGAUAAUAACGCAGCAACAACAGCAGAAGCAGCGGCGCCAACAAGCAAAAAGUGUCGAGGCAAGGGGCGCAAACCCACGUACCUCGUCCGAAAGGAAGAAAAGUGCGAGCUGCUGGAGCACAUCAAGGAGCUGGAGAGCCAGGUGUCGUUCCUCAAAAACCGCACCAACAUUGUGGCCUGGCAGGAGAAGGACCGGCAGCAGAUCGAGACGGAGAUCAACAACAACGUGCUGCGUAACUCGAACGCGCAGUUCGUGGACGAGGCGGGGGAUUUUUGCUCCAUCCGCUUUGACAUCUCGCCGCUCGAGGGGCUGAAGACGGUGGACGGGGCCUUCGACUUCAUCCAGUUCCACAUCAAGCACAUGGACACCAAGCCCAUGAACUCCAAGUACACGUGCACGAGCGAGCUCGGCCCCGACAACAGCAUCAUGCACCGCCGGCUGAUCAUCUCGGAGGUCGAAACUGUGGCGACCGAGACCAACUUCGUCAUGUUCUCCGAAAAGUGGCCCGGUGCAAGUCACCACCAGGACAGGUGCGGAGACGCAGCAGCGGACAAAGGCGUCAUGGUUAUGAACUACGUGGACGAGGACGACCUGUACCCGUAUCGCCCCGACAACUGCGUGCGUCUGGACAUCAGCGGGGUCAUGGCACUGAAAUUGUACCGCAAGGUUGUUAAGACCCCCAAGGGGGAGGACAAGGAGGUGCCCGCCGUCAUAUAUAUCGUAAUUUCGGCAUGCCUGCUGCAGAAGCUGCGGCGCACCGAGUUGCCCGUGCCGACUCACGUGCUUCAGAUGAUGCGCGAUCGGAUCAACGACCCGGGCAACGCCAUCCUGCGGGCGGUCAAGGACGCGCGGACGCCCGUGGAGCUCGAGCCCAAGGACAUCAAGGUGCUCAUUGUCUAG
Phytophthora sojae is the source of this 1152-nucleotide messenger RNA. RefSeq lists its product as hypothetical. The record is from RefSeq and is a predicted model, not a curated record. The coding region runs from base 1 to 1152 and encodes 383 amino acids. NCBI's taxonomy places the organism in Eukaryota, Oomycota, Peronosporomycetes, Peronosporales, Peronosporaceae. The transcript is spliced from 4 exons.